This is a messenger RNA of Venturia canescens, 5608 nucleotides long. Its product is annotated as tudor domain-containing protein 5-like. The transcript is spliced from 7 exons. NCBI's taxonomy places the organism in Eukaryota, Metazoa, Arthropoda, Insecta, Hymenoptera, Ichneumonidae. The record is from RefSeq and is a predicted model, not a curated record. The coding region runs from base 382 to 5205 and encodes 1607 amino acids.
UCUUUGUCCUUCCGAAGGGCAGCAGAGGUCUUUCGCUUUUGGUGCUAUGAACUAGGAAAUUCUAAUCCCUCCCGAAUUUUCGUGUCUUCUUUACACUAACCAUUGUGUUUGUAGUGUCAAUAUAAAAUAUUUCAAAUCAUUAGUUUUUUUUGUUUCAACUUAUACGCCUGUUGGUAAUCAGCGAUAAUUAAUCGGCGCAUUAUUUUUUUUCUUUUGGCCGGUGUUGGAAGCCACGUGCAACUGAUGAGAUUUCAGAAAGUCCAUGGACUAAACAAAGUUGGCAGUUCAUUUCUCCAAACUUCUUUAUACCAGUGACAAUGUAGCUUCAAUCUGCUUGAACCAAGGAUUUGCGUCUAUAAUUGUGCUACAGCCAUUUUGAAAAUGCCGACCUCACUGUCCAGAGAGGAAGUUAAGAACCUCUUGUCUUCCCUGUUGAUAGCAAGGAAAGAGGCGCUUACAACAGGUGUGCCAAUAGUUAAAUUGGACUACGACUUCAAAGAAGAAACUGGUAUACGCAUACCAUUCAGAGAAUUUGGUCAUGGAUGUCUGGUGGAUUUUCUACGGAGUCUACCUGAUGGAUUGAGCAUAAGACCUUCCAACGGAAUGCAUUAUGCUUAUCCGGUAGUGUCGGAGAAAACGCAACAUGUGAGUAAUCUGGUUGCUGGUCAGAAUCGCAGAAAAAUGGCUCGUCCGACAAGGAGAUUGCACAAGCCAAGCGCCUAUUAUCCAAAAGUUCAAUUGCCGCCAAUGAGAUUAAGCAGUAAGCAGUUGACAGAGAUAGCAAAACUCGUGAAGAAUAAUGUAAACGGUAUCCAUCACAGUCGAGUUCUUGAUUUCGUGAAAAAAAACUUGGAUGCUCACAUCAACUGGAUGGAUUUGAAGCGGCAGUUGGCAGACAUUGCUCAUGAGGUAGAAGUUGCAGGUGACUGGUUGUAUCCGGCGGUUUCACCGUACCGUCAUCAGGAAUAUAAACAGCCGCAACCUCGAGAUGCCUCCACAAGUGAAGAAUCUCGAGCCAACAGCCAGCCUUCGCAAUUUAAUGAAAGAAAAGCCACCUGCAGGCCAGCUGGAUUUUCCCACAGCGAAGACGAUGACUGUAGCAAAGAUUUCUAUGCCGAAGCGAAUGAAAAGAUCGUGCAAAAGGAGGACAAUAAACCAAAAGAAAACCAUCCAUCAAAUGAAAAAACACCCGUUUAUCCCACGUCCACUUCUGACAAAAAUGAGACCGUUAAGUGUCCACCGGGUUUCCAUGAGCUGCAAGAAACAACCUCCACCAACGACGACGCAACCGAUAACGAAGCGAUAAGCCAUCUCAUUAACGAACGAACGCGAAUCCGCUUGCAGAAACUCAUCGAAAAACAUCCUGAUGGUAUCUGGUGCGCUGAUUUGCCUCAAUUAUACCGAAACGAAUAUACGAUUCCUCUCAACUACGAAGAACUUGGCUUCGUCAGCGUUAUCGAGUUUGUGUCUCAUCUGCCAGGGAUCUUUCAAUCAACGAGACCACAAGACAAAGGGGAUUUCAAACUGUAUAAUGCUAAAACUGGCAUUCCAGACGCCAAGCCUCGUGAAAGACCUAAAGUUGCCACUCUCGCUACUCUUCACAACAUCUAUGAACAGUAUGUCGAACCAACUGAAGCAAUCCCGUCUGUUUUGUCAAAAUUAACAAUGGAUAAACUUAUCCCCGACGGAGUGAUGACAGCGAACGAGACGGUGGCGCAAAUUUGUGUCACGGAGUUGAAUCGUGGUAUUAACGAAUACAUCAACGUGAUAGUUUGCGACGUUUAUACACCGACAUUCUUUUGGAUACAAUUGUUUCGGCGAAUCCCCAAAUUCCAAAGCUUCAUGAACGAACUUCACGCUUUUUACGAACGUGAGGCUAAAAAAUACGUGCUACCGUUGGCUGUGAUGGAGAAAGGGAUGAAUUGUGCUUGUACAUAUGAUGGUAAAUGGCACAGAGCCAUUAUCAAGACUGUCAGGCCAGACAAUUACGUUACUGUUUUGUUCUACGAUUAUGGAACCAUCAAGAGUUAUCCAGCGGAAUCCAUACACUUUUUGCAUCGCAAGUUUUCGAAUAUACCAGCGCAGGCGAUACCUUGUGGCUUGUACAACGUGAAACCUGUGUCAGGAACUCAAUGGCCGUGGAACGUUGCAUGUGAAUUUGUUAAUAGAACAACGAACGUGCCACUCGUUGCUACGAUAGCUUCGAUAGACACAGAUACGAAUUCGAUGAUGGUGGCGUUGACAAACACCGACGGACCCGAGGAUUUCCACAUAAACGAUUGGAUGGUUCAAAGCGGUUUCGCGGUUUAUGGAUCUAUGGUUCGUAUCAGGCCACGGAACUAUCCAUUCCGACGUUUCUUGGAAUGCAAGUCUCGCAUUUCCCCACAAAGUGGUAAAGAGCUCUUGUCGAGCGAUACAAGUGAGAUUUACUCAAAAGCGAAUAACGCACGGAUCGAGAACGAUUUAAUGGAAAAGCGCGAUUUUUACGAUAGUUUGUUAAAAUUACAUCGUGUAUCAAGGCUCGGUAAAAUUUCAGCGUCACCAUUGUUAGUUGACGACAGCACGGGAGAGGAAUGCGAGAAUCGUCGUUUUUCGUCAGGAAACUGUGAAGAGAGCGUUGUCAAGGACGAGAAUAAAACGAGCCAAGCGAAAUUGGAUUCCGGUACACGCGAUCAAAAAAUCAAUAAAAAACUGCUCAAAGAUCUGUGUGAAUCACAUCAGAGUCGCAAACUAUCGGAAGCCGAUAGAACUACCGAGAGUGAUUCACCGUACCGUGGAGAUCGGGGUCCUACGAACCUCUCUCUAUCCGGGCACUUUUUGAAUAGUGACGUUCGUAAAAACCAGCAUUCUAAUGUUGAAAAUCCCCAGUCAAGUAUGAGGAAACAAUGCAUCACGGAAAUUCCCACUGACGACAGCAGCAUGACCGAUGAGGAUCGAGCUGUCAAUCCGCCGAACGAAGUCGUUCCCUUACAUCUCCGAAAUUCUGGCCCAAUCGAAAGUUUACCUGAAUUUGGAACAUUGCAUAGCAGAUUCGGCGGCAACGGUCGUAUGGAAUUCAUUGAUUGGUCAAUGGCUUCGAAACCUGAUAAAAUUGACAAAAAAGCAACGAAUAUUCCUAGUCGUCCGACUGAAAUCGGAGAAAAAAUAAGUAAGGAUGUUACUAAGCAUGAAUCAAAGGUGCAGGAACGGCGUAAUCACGAGAGUAAUAAAUCCCUUAAGGAGCUUGAAUCUCGCUCGGACGUUACUGGGAAAGAAAACACUGAUAAUUCAAAUUGGGAUGGGCCGAAGAAACUUCCAGUGGCUAGAAGAGCCUUAUGGGAUCUCGUGAAGAAAAAGAGAGACCAAAGUUCUUCUGGCUCUGGCGAAACAGAAUGCGAAAAGGAGAUGAAAGGCCGUGAAGGAGAGGCAAAUGUCGACUCAGUAAAAAAAAAAACGCCAAUUUUUUUUCACAUCGAGGAAAUGAAGGUUCCGACGACGAUAAAUAAUGGUGCGGAUGGUGAUAAAGGUCAUUGGAAGGCUGUUCCACUGGAGGAUAUAAAAAAAUUGAUCAAAAAUUCAGAGACUAAAAAAAAGGUAUCGAUCACAAAGAAAAAUCAUAAAUUACUAAGAAACGAAGAGCCUUCGAACCUCCCAAAAGCUGAUAAAUGUUUCGUACGAAUUGUCGAUGAAGUUAUACUCUCAGAUUGUGCGAAGGUUGAAUCAGCACCUGCACUACUCAGAGGAAAUAUUAAACCGAUAAAGGACAUAAAACCUCGGUUGAAAAUGAUGAAGAACAGACUGAAAGAGCAGCGCCAAGAGCGUGUAAAACUAUUUAUACCGGACAGAAUAAUGAAUAUUAUACGAAGCGAGGUGUUGAAGGACAGUUCGGACGAUGAUCAGGCUGUCGAUUCGAGCUCGUCACAGAGCAAAGAGUCGAAAACUUUGUCGGAGUCGUUGAGCGAGAGGGAUGAGAGUUCGGAUUCUGCUGUACAAUCAACAAAGUCAGUAAAUUUAAUUGAGUUUUCGGACUCGAAGGAUUCCUCGAGUGAAAUAUCGACUGGGCAACCGAUUCAGAAAUCUUCUGCAUUGGAAAUAAAUUUAAUCGCGGACAUCGGUGAAUCGAGUACGAACAAACCGGAUUUGCUCUCGAAUAUCAAGGGAUCAAGCUGCAAUACUGAAGAACCUGGUGAAAAGGGGUCCGUUUCAGAUUCACCACAAGACACGAAUGCUUGGCUCCAAAAUGUUUGUCUUAAAUCGAAGACGCCACUGCAAAACUUGAUUCACUCGCACGCGAAUAGUACCUUCAACUCCACUCUCGAUUCCGACGAUUUAUCGUUCGAGGAAACCAAGAUCGGGAAAGAUAAGACAUUUGUUGCAGUAGAUUCGCCUCUUAUUUCCAUUAAUAAUUCUCUAAUUGAAGAACGAAGUUUGAAAAAUGGAGCCAACGCUUCGCUAACGCUGGUGAACGAGGAACUCUGUGAUCUGCAGAAAAAGAUGGAGAAUAACGACCACAAAAAAGAAAACGAACUAAUGACUGUCUCGUCAAAACCUCGUGCCUCUGAAGAGGUUCCAGUCUUCGACGAUUUGAAUCUCGAGUCUAACGAUGACGAGUGGGAUUACUCUCCCGGAUGGCGUCUUCCUGAGGUUCCCGAAACUUGUGAAACAGUGAACAAUUGUCCAGAACCUUCUGGAAGUCAAUCGGUCGUUAUUGAAGAAGUGAAUUCGGAGCAGAUCGACCCGAGCGACGAGAGCAGUAUCGAAAUGUCCGAAGACAUUGACAUCGAUACGAGGUCGCACGGUUCCUCGAGACAGGAAACUGACACCGACCCGCCGGCGAAGGACUGUAAAUCUAUUACGAUUGACGACGAUUCGUUUGCUUAUGCGAAAUUAAAUCUCACCGAAGAUUCCAUGUUCAACAAAUCGGAAUUGCCUCUCGAUGACGACGAAUCUCGCACGCCCUCCCGAUCCUGCGAUUUUCGAAAUGACAAAAAACCUCUCAUCGAUCCAAAUUCUUCUUCGAACGACGAAUCUCUAACGCAAAACGCUACUCCCGAACAAUCUUCGUUAUCCGGUUACAAACGUUAUUCGAUUUUGAGUGAAAUUCAGAAAUCGCCGAUGCUCAAUAAGCCCAACACUUUUGCGGCUCUUGACGAUAGCUCAUCCGGGGAAAAAUCGGACACUAGUUACAAAAUUUCCCUCAUCAAAGCUCUAAAACGUUAUUUUUGAAGUUUUUGCUAUUUUUCUAUUAUAUUUUUCAUAUUCAGUUAACCUACGCAGUGUGUACGUUAAAUUUUGACAAAUGAUAUCAAUCCCGCACGACGAAUAUAAUAAUUUUAAUUUCAUUUUUUCACUUAAUCAUAGACAGUAUGAUACGCAUAAAUCGAAUCCUUUUUCGAUAUUAUUCAAAGAUUUUCUGAAUUUUAUAUUCUUCAACUUUAUCAAAAAACGUACAGGCCAACAGAAAAACAACUUUGUGUUCCAUCUUCGACUAUAGCAUUAUUCUGCUAUUCAAUAUUUUCACGAGGGAAAAAUCAGUCCUUUUUUUGUACCAUUUUUGAAUAUUUAAUUCUUAUAGGUUUUGUACAUUCUCUGAAACAUUAUAAAUAAAGUAUACUUUCGUUAAACAAAA